Caenorhabditis elegans is the source of this 1860-nucleotide messenger RNA. RefSeq names its product Mitogen-activated protein kinase pmk-3 (gene pmk-3). Gene Ontology annotation, cellular component: nucleus; cytoplasm; dendrite. NCBI's taxonomy places the organism in Eukaryota, Metazoa, Nematoda, Chromadorea, Rhabditida, Rhabditidae. Gene Ontology annotation, molecular function: protein serine kinase activity; protein serine/threonine kinase activity; MAP kinase activity. Bases 85 to 1509 code for a protein of 474 amino acids. The record is from RefSeq and is marked reviewed. Gene Ontology annotation, biological process: MAPK cascade; response to osmotic stress. The transcript is spliced from 8 exons.
UUUUCUCCAGUAUUUUUAUCAUAACAUAUACUCAAAAUCAAUCAAUACAGGAACGUCUAGUCUACAACUUUAUUAUAAUAACAGAUGGCGUCAGUCCCAUCGUCAUCUAGUCUCCCAGUGUCGCAUGUCCGUCGUCAUGAAGACGUGUCAACACCAAGUGCACCACCAACCAAACGAAGUAAUAAUCAAUCUCAACCUCCAGAAAGCUACGAACCCAACACCUGGUUGCAACAACAACGAGAGCAGGAACAACAGAAAAAGUUAGCUGCAGAGAAUAUUAAGAAGCAGAGUAUCGAAGCAACGGGAAACAACGAGAUGGUUGGGGAGGAGGAAGAGGAUAUUCUCUCAAAACCAUGUGGUCCACACAAACGACGAUUCCAAUUUGUGAUGAUCCGUAACAUUACAUUUGCAAUUCCGGAAGGCUAUGACGUCGAGCCAAACAGCAUUGAGUAUUUGGGUGGAGGCUCGUUUGGAAAUGUUAUAAAAACAAGUGCAGUGUGCCGUGACGGGCUUCGUCGUUAUGUUGCAAUAAAGAAGAUGCGAGAACCGUUCUUUGAUCCACAUCAUGCUCGUCGCAUCUUCCGUGAAACAAAACUUCUUCAAUUAAUGAGACAUGACAAUAUCAUCUGUGCUCUUGACAUCUACACACCUGACGAGGAAAACGAUUUUCGAGAUGUAUACGUUGUCACUGAAUUUGCGGGUCGUAGUCUUUAUCAGAUCUUGAAGCAACAAAGAGAUUAUGGACGGCGCGUGCUGACCGACGAGCAUAUCAAAUUCAUCAUUUAUCAAAUCAUACGUGCACUUAAGUACAUUCAUUCUGCUAAUAUUAUACAUCGUGACUUGAAACCAGGAAAUCUCGCGUUGACCGAUGAUUCUGACCUCAUGAUUCUCGAUUUUGGACUUGCAAGAUCCUUGGAAAAGAAAGAUACUUCUCUAACACAAUAUGUACAAACAAGAUGGUACCGUAGUCCAGAAGUCAUUUAUUGGAAGAUUGAUAGUUACACAAAUCUGGCAGAUAUGUGGUCACUUGGAUGUAUUGCUGCAGAACUUUUAACUGGAGAACCACUGUUUCCGGGUGAUGAGCCCAAUGCUCAAUAUCAACGUAUUACUCAAUUAUGUGGAAGUCCUGAUGAAGAACUUUUGACAAAGAUUGAAAAUGAUAACUCGUCUGCAAUUAAAGCCGUAAUUCAAUCCUACACAACUCACAAACGUCGAAAUUUCCGUGAUGUAUUUUCUGCUCAUAAUCCAUCAGAAGACUUUAUUGAUCUACUUGAGAAGCUUUUAGUUUUGGAUCCAGAGAAGAGGAUUACGGUGGAAGAAGCUAUUCAACAUCCAUAUUUGGCAGAGUUUUCACUUCCAGAAGAUGAACCAAGAGCUGAUCAUAUAUUUGACUUGGAUGACUCUCAAGCUAGAACAAGAUUCGAGUGGAGAGAUGCCGUCUGGAAGGAAAUAAUGAACUACAAAAGACUCAGCUCAUCACCGUUAAUCCCUGGAGAAGCAGAUCGCUGAUUUCAUUCAAUUAUAUUAAUUGUAUAUAAUUCCGGAAAUGUAUUACUUCUUUUCCCUCUCUCUUUCUCGUCUCUUUGUCGUUCAGUGAUAGCAACACUUUACAGGUGAUAAUGAUGUUUUCCAUCUUCUCUUUCAAAUUCUUUCAGAGUAUUUAUUUUCUUGCAUUCUAUAGCUUCUUCCUUUUAUGUCUCUGUCUCCUUCUCUCUUUCUCUUUACUUCUCCAUUUCUCUGAAUCUCUUUGUCUCGUUUUUCUCUCAUGCUUUUAUCCCAUCAUAUUUUUUUAUAUUCGUCAUUCUUGUCAUUGCACCCUUACACAUACUAAUUAGUUCAAUAAACUUAUUUUCUUUUGAC